AUGGGCAAUACGUCUUUGCAACCACCUCCACAGUAUCAGACACCUACUCAGUUUCCCCUACGAAACCAUGUUAAUGAAGAAUGUACACCUGAAAUUGAACAUGAUAGCAACACACAAUUCGAUGACAGCGAAGAAGACAGCGUACCAGAGACGCCGCAAUAUCCUCCACCAGUUCCGGAACUGAAAUCCAACCAGGUUGUUGCACGAGCGACUCGAAUUUGGUCAGUUGCGGAAGAUGAAACUCUGAUUGGGUUGUACUUGGAGAUCAGCGAGAAUGCUAUUAAAGGCACGAGCCAGAAAGCAACUUCCCUUUGGCGCGAUGUACACGCAGCAUAUCAACUUGCUCAUGCGGAGAAGCCGCAUUUACUUCCACCAAGACCUAUGAAGAGUCUGACGUCGCACUGGAGAAGGUUGGCAGCAGACACACUACAGUGGAUAUCUUGCUAUGAUGAAGCAGGUAGACUUCCGGAGGGAGGGAGUGGUUACAACGAAGCUGACCGUAUAAAAAGUGCGUCGAAGCUUUUCCAUCUCGCCCAAGGUCGUAAUUUCGCUUUUCCUCACGCUGUUGAAAUGCUUAAUAGAGAUCCAAAGUGGAGGCCAAAACUUUGUCAAUAUGCUUUAACUUUAGGUCAUUCAUACCGACAUGGUGUAGUCACUUUUGUUCUGAAUUCACUUUGUCAAGAUUUGUCAUUGUCAACUAGCAUAGUAUACCUAUUCCGUGGCUGA
Chenopodium quinoa (quinoa) is the source of this 726-nucleotide messenger RNA. RefSeq names its product glutathione S-transferase T3-like. The coding region runs from base 1 to 726 and encodes 241 amino acids. The record is from RefSeq and is a predicted model, not a curated record. NCBI's taxonomy places the organism in Eukaryota, Viridiplantae, Streptophyta, Magnoliopsida, Caryophyllales, Amaranthaceae. The transcript has a single exon.